Molecule: messenger RNA, 1203 nt
Organism: Aphanomyces invadans
Lineage: Eukaryota; Oomycota; Saprolegniomycetes; Saprolegniales; Verrucalvaceae
Exons: 7
Coding region: 1-1176 (391 amino acids)
Biological process (GO): protein ufmylation
Cellular component (GO): cytoplasm; cytosol
Molecular function (GO): UFM1 activating enzyme activity
Source: RefSeq, a predicted model, not a curated record
AUGCCGGAUGGCAAGUCCCACGAAGACUUGCUCCACGCCCAAGUCGCGCAGCGGGUCGAUCGGCUUCGCAUGUCGCUCGUUGGGCUGGCGGCUAACGCUCUUCGAGCUGUGCGAGUGCUCAAGACAUGCGAACAUCCGCACCGCCCUGACGUCGAUAGCGGGCUCCUGAAUGAGCGCGAAGGUCCUCAAAGCCGGAUGCUCGCGAACAACGACCGUGGCGUGAUCAAGGACGUUGAGCGUCUCCAAGGCAUGUCGAUUCUUGUCGUGGGACUCAAUGGGAUGGGAUGCAUGAUCGCCGAGACAUACUGCCGCAGUGGCAUCGGGACGAUCUUCCUCUGCGACAACUCGAACGUGUUCAAGGCCGAUUUGGGCCGCAUGUUCUUUCGGCCGGACAGCGUCGGGUACACACGGAUGGGGGAAGUCGAGUCGAUGCUGCACGCCAUCAACCACGAUGUCCACGUCGAGCAGCUCCACGUCGAUUUCUUCGACGCUGCAUGGUGCCGCCGUCUCAAUGUUGUACUGCGGCCUGCCCAGCGCCCGACACGACCGUCCACUUCACCGUUCGCAGAAGGACUUUUCACAACCACCCCGCCUCCGCUCGUCGUGUUCCUAUGCGUGGACGAAGUGCACGUAACCAAAUGCUUGAACGAGUGGGCGCUCGAGACGAACGUGCCUUUGGUACACGCAAAGAUGGGCCCAGACGGCCUCUCUGGCACUGUCGUCACGUCAAUUCGGGGCAAGAUGCGGUGUUUGCUGUGCUAUCAGCCAGCAACCCCGUCGUCGUCUCAAAGCUCCCAACGAUCGCUUCGAUCCGACUCGAUCAGCACGCCUUCGUCGUCCGCUCAGCUCCACAAGAAAGCGCUGCCCAUCCUUCCCGCGAGCUCUCCUUGCCUGCCCAUGUUUGAAUCGAUCGUGGCCAGCAUUGCCGCUCACAACGCUCUCAAACACAUGCUCGGAUUCGGGACAGUCUCGCCGUUUCUUCAAUACUGUGGACUCCAGGAAGCGAUCGAGCACGGUGCGAUGCCCCCGUCGCCCCGUUUGGCGACGCCGCCUCCGCCUUCGGGAGGCCAUGCCGACGAUCACGCCGCCGCGGGAAUGUGCGCCAGUCCUCUCUGCCGUGCCCACAACAGUGUUUUGUUUAUGAGUAAACCCCGGAAGCGAAAAGACUCUUGCUAAAGUUGAAUGCAGCAUCCUGUCAUGUCC